AUGAGUGACAGAAAUGGAAGCAUUCCAAAAUUUGAAUUGAGGUUGAACCUAUCCCCACCAAGGGUUGUUAAUUGUAGAGCCGAUUCACCAACUCUAUCAGCAAUACUGUCAUCGACAUCACCACCAAGCUCAUGUGUGUCUACCGAGGUCAACCAGGGGGAGGAGAACAACAACAACCUUGAAUACUCCAACAAUCCUGAAGCCAUUUCCCUGGUGGUAGCAGGGUGCCCUCACUGCCAUAUUUAUAUAAUGGUUGCUGAAGAUAACCUCAAGUGCCCUAAAUGCAAAAGCACUACUUUGCUUGAAUUUGACCAUGACAACAACAACAACAACCUCAUCAUAGGGAAGGGAUAG
Messenger RNA from Cajanus cajan (pigeon pea), 354 nucleotides. The record is from RefSeq and is a predicted model, not a curated record. NCBI's taxonomy places the organism in Eukaryota, Viridiplantae, Streptophyta, Magnoliopsida, Fabales, Fabaceae.